This is a messenger RNA of Metopolophium dirhodum (rose-grain aphid), 1413 nucleotides long. RefSeq lists its product as uncharacterized. Lineage: Eukaryota; Metazoa; Arthropoda; Insecta; Hemiptera; Aphididae. The record is from RefSeq and is a predicted model, not a curated record. The transcript is spliced from 4 exons. The coding region runs from base 851 to 1363 and encodes 170 amino acids.
UUGACUGGCCGUUGAAGAUGUUUGGUAAACUGCUGGCUGGCUGUUGUUUUGGCGAAGAAGACUGUUCUGCUGCUGGCUGCUCUUGGAACUGCUGUUGCUUGAACUGAUGACGAUAAGCUAAGAAAUUCUGGGUUUUAUACCCGAAAAUAACCCUCUCUUCUCUCAUUAGAAUUUUUUGUGAUGGAUUUAAACAUUUCAACUUAUUUUACAUCCUGUUUUAAUAUUAUAAUGGCAUUGACAUUAAGUAAAUGUGAAAACAUUUGACUGAGCAGGUUAUAUUAACAGCAAUUUAGAUUCAUAUAAUAUAAUUGGUUUUUGAGAAUGAAUGUAUACAUUCUAAGCAUUGACAUUUAGUAAAUGUGAAAACAUUUGGCUGGACAGGUUAUGUUAGCAACAAUUAAAAUUCAUAUAAUGUAAUUGGUUUUUGAGAAUGAAUGUAUACAUUCUAAUUUAUUUUAAAUCCUGUUUGUAAUAAUUUAAAUUCAUGUAAUGUAAUUUGCUGUUGUAUAUGAACAUGUUUCAGCACCCAUCUAAGGUAAGGUUAUUGUAGAAAUUUAUUCAAGGAGGGUAUUGACCAUGGUAAAAGGUGAAUGUCAUAAACAUUUGGCUGGGAUAGGUUAUGUUAGCGUCAAUUUAAAGUCAUGUAAUGUGAUUUUGCUGUUGUACCUGUAUGUUCAUGUUUUAGCAGGUUUCUAUAAUGUAAGGCUAUGACCAUUUGUAUACUUAAUUAUUGAAGUAGUGGUAAAAAUCUGUGUAUAAAAGACAGAGGGAAUUCUCUAAUAUUCACCAGUCUUCAAGAUUUCAUCCCAGGACAAGAAGCUCAGUUCAACAGAAAUACUACCAAAAUAAAAUGUCGUACCGUACAAUUGCUUCAACUGAUUCAGAGAAUGAACAUUUUAGCGAAUCAAUUGAUAUAAGACCGUCUUUUUCAAAAACAAAACCUGGAUUAAAACGUUCUGCAGAAAAAACAAGUGUUAAAAAACCUAUGAAAAAGAAGCAGAAUAAAAUGAAUGCAUCAUACAGAGAUAAUAUCAGCGAACGCUUGAGAUCAGAAGAUUUUGAUGUUGAAGUAUUUAAUUCGCUAACAUUCAGACAAGGAGAUGGCGUUGUGACAAUAAAGACGCCUUUUGAAGAAAAAGGAAAGGAUCUUUGGGUGCUAAGUCAUUAUAAGGUUACUAACAUCGAGAAUGUACCAGUAAAGGACAGAUGGAAGUUCAGUGAAGCUACUGUUAGAUUGUACACGACCGACGAAUCAAAAGAUCAAACACUUCAUACUGGUCUUAAUGAGACAAUGCAAAUUAUAUUUGAUAAAUUACUAACCGAUCCAAAGCGUCAAACUAUUAAAAGCAAGACGGUUGUUUGAUUAUUAUACGGAAAAAUGAGUUUCAUUUAAUAAAACAAAAUAUUAUUAUA